CAUUAUAAGAAGGCUGCGCGGCGGCGAAGGCAGGACCGUCGUGCCCGCGCUGCCCAGGCUGUUUGCUUUUUCUCGCGCGCCGUCUCUCUCUCUCUCUCCCUCCGCCAUCGCCAUGCAGCCCUUGCGCUUCGCCGCCUCGCUCCUCCUGGCGCUGCUCCUGGUCUCAGCCACCACGGGGGAAUCGGUGAGAGAAACAGAGACUAUGGACCCACAGUUGUACGCUGAGGAGUUUUCUUCUGGAGAUUUGCCAGAUGAUGAGGACUCGAGGACUGACUUCAUCAUCGAUGAUGAAGACGAAAGCUCAGGUUCAGGAGAUAGCGAAGGCUAUUCAGAUACUGAGAAUGUUUUGCGCUCAAACACGGACAGUUCUUCAGUAUUCAAAGACAACUAUAUUCCUGAUUCCAAACCAGAGAUCAAGGAUAAGAUUGACCCUAUGAGAGACAAUGAGAUUAUUGUUCCAAAAAAAGCUGCACCCCCUGGAGCAGAAGACCUGAACAAUGAGAUCUCAUUGGCCAGUACAGCCAAUGGCAGCAUUCUUGAGAGGACAGAAGUUCUUGCAGCUCUCAUUGCAGGUGGAGCAGUUGGGUUGUUGUUUGCCGUCUUCCUGAUUCUUCUCCUGGUUUAUCGCAUGAAGAAAAAGGACGAGGGCAGUUAUGACCUUGGCAAGAAACCAAUCUACAAGAAAGCGCCUACAAAUGAAUUCUAUGCCUAAGGCUUGCCAACGCCACAAUAAUCCACUUGGGAGUCAGAAGCGUACUUUGUUUGUUUUUUUCCUCUUGUUUUUUGGUUGUUGUUUUUUAAGCAUUUGGACCAUGGACAAAAAAAAGCUCUGAAACAAAUGCACUCUUGGAUUGAAUGUCAAAAUGAUUUUUAAAAAAUCUUCCUUUGUGACCCUUCCCAAUAACUAAUGAGGAUGCGGAGUAAAAAGGCAUAGUUGUGGAAGGGAGCCCAUGUGGGGGUAUGCCUGUGUUCUAAAACGCAAAGCAAACUUGCCAAAUUAUAUAUUUGGUUGAAUAGAGGGGAGGAGGGUUAUACAUUUGCAUCCGGUUAUAGUGCUUCAACUUGCCUUGUUUUGUAGAAGGUUUAAACUCUUGACUGUAAGCUUGUCCUUUAGCAGGUCAGCCAAUGGAAGUCAUGUUUCUUUUUUAAUUAGGAGCUUAUUUGUGAAAUGUCCUACACUACAGUGUAAAUCAGUCUUAGAAGCUCUGUGGAGCUUAGCAUCACUAUCUAAAUUUGUGUCUUAGUAUGAGAAAUGGCUACAUGCAAUGGAUUGCUUCUUUUGUGGAAAGGAGCUCGGUAGCCUCCAAAAGCAAAACAUUGCUGGGAGAAGCUCUCCCAUAGUCACAUGGAGUUUUAAUUGAAGACACAUAUUUUUAUUGUUUGAAUGAUGAAACCCUCUUUUUAAAAUCAAACUGAAACAUAGCCUGCCUAUACGAGUUUCUAGGAAAGAGUCCUACAUUUAUGUUUUUCUCAUAAGGCUGAAUUUUUAAUUCCUUGUUUCCUCUUGUUGGGCUUCUCCGUAGAUGACUGGCAUUUCGUAUCACCCAUUAUUGCCUGAACUCCAACAGCAAUUACAGUGUGUUACAGCUUUCUAAGCUCAUAUCAUAGGUUACUUUAGAGAUCUGAGAAGAAAAUAUUUAUGUUUUUUCCAGAAUAAAAAGCAAAGAUGUGUUUGAUUUUUUAAAAAAAAAAUAGAACUAUUUAUAGUUUCUAAGAUGGCUGCUCCGUUUUUUGGUAACUCUUCUUUUUUAUAUGUAAAACACUAAUAUAAUGAAACCUCCUAAUGAUUGUGAAAACUAUUUAAGCUUUAUUCUUUGUAUUAUACCCUUAAAGCAAUAACCUCUGCUAGAAUUAAUGUUUAUAUGCAAAAAAAAUCAGAUUUCUUUGAACAUGACUAAAAUAUAAGGGGGGAAGGGGGAAUGUUUUUUUAGCUUUGUAAUAUAUUAUCAGUGCUAUAGAGCUUUAUUUUUUCAGUAAAGUGCACAAUUUUUAUAAACAUACUGGAAUGGAUUUUGUGCAGCCUUCUUACAUGGGUGAUGGGUUACCUGCUUUGACUUGGGGAGUUACCGGUACUUUAAUGUCUUCAUAUUCUUAAUGGAGUCCUCAUUUAGUGCUAACUGUUGGCACCUGAGUAAGUCAGCUAGGUGAGUUGAGGUCUAAGCUUUUGCCCUUGGCUUUCCUGCAAACAGAGGUUGAGUUCACCUACCCGGAACUUGGGUGCAGUGUGGUAGCAUGCUUUGUUUAGCUGCUUUCCAGCUGUAGCUCUUCUGGCCAGCUCAGGGGGUAACCCAGAGAACAUCCUUUGAAAGCACCUGGUACGAACAGUGACUUUUCUCUGAAGUUGUCUUGCCAUUUUUAGGCAAACACAUAGAGACUCUGGUACUCUAGCAAGUCCUCGUUCUAGCUUUAGAACCAUAAGCUUUCAGAAUUCUGAAUAUCAUGUUCCUCUUUCUCUUCUGGAGAAGUUGUCUUUUGGUAUCAGUCCCUCCCAAAAGAACCAGCUGGCUGUAUUCGAUAUGCAAUAUUGGCAUAUUCAGGGGAGGGAUCUUUAUUCAUCCAUGACUAUAUCAGAAUAGUACAUAAUUACAUUAAUGGUGCUGCAUAAAAAGACAGCGGGAAGUGUAAAACUGGUACAUGAGAUCUGAGUUCAAGUCCUCAUUCAUAGAGUGUGGAUGCAGCUCAGUGCUUUUAUGAGACUAUCAUUCAAAAUCCUGCUUUAGUGCAGUAUUAGACGAUCAGUUUGUGUAUAUUUGUUAAUUUCAGUUAUCUCAAAAGGUCCCCACUAGUUCUUUGAUGUAAUCAGGUUGCACCAGCAUUGAUGUCUCAUCCUUCCCAAUUUCUUUUUUCUUUUUGAAGGGAAUUGCCCAUACAACAGAGCAUGUGAAUGCGUUGUAUUUAUCUUGCCAUGUAUGGGAAUAAGAACAGCAUUGCACAAGCCAUCUGUAAUCACACAGAACCUGACAUAACCUUGCACUUUUAUCUGUUUGCAGCUUUUGAGCUGUAGCUUCUGAAAACCUUAAAUAGUCUUAACACAUGAGUUCCUUGCCCUCGUGUUAAUAAAAGGUCCAUCAGUGCUCUUUACCAGUACUCAGAGCACCAUAUAAUCGGUCUUCCAGUUUUUCGUUUGAGAAUGAAUUCAUAUUGUGAUUUUUAUCACAUCCUUCUGGGAUUGCUACAGUGAACAUAUGGGUAAAGUUAUGUCUGUGGAAAAGAUUCCACUCUGGUAUAAGCACAAGUCCUUUAAAACUUUGCUUCUGGAACUGUUUAGUUUGGCAUGGAGGACCGGGGAGGAGUAUGUACUUAACACUUUUCUAUAACUAUUGCUUGGAAAACAUGAAUCCCAUGUCUGCCUCUGAUUGCUUGGAUUAUAUUUCUUGUAUAGUUGCUUUUGUUUUCACUGUCACUGAUUUGAUAAAAUAAACUGGUACUUUCUAAAA
This is a messenger RNA of Anolis sagrei ordinatus, 3437 nucleotides long. The record is from RefSeq and is a predicted model, not a curated record. NCBI's taxonomy places the organism in Eukaryota, Metazoa, Chordata, Lepidosauria, Squamata, Anolidae.